GUCCAUAUAAAAACAAAACCCAAUCUUCUCCAUAUUUCUACAACGCGUAUUGCGAAAUUUCCACAACUCUUCUCUUUACCGUUUCGUCUCUGUACUUAUAAAUCAGCUUUGCGAGAAUUGGUGCAGCUUUUUAGGCGUUGACCGUUUUGGUUUAUUUCCGAAUUUGAAUUAUCCGACUAUCAGGGAAAUCCGCAGCCACUAUCCUUUUGGGUGCGCACAGGGUAAAACCCCCGCUCCUAUGCAAUAGCUCGCAAAUCACAUAAGAGAUGUAACCCGUACUAGGCAAGCCCGGUGCGACGAGCUCGACCCAUAAGACAAACCCCUUGCUUUCGCUGGCAGAGUUUCGAACUUGAGACCUCCAAUAUGGAAGUCACAAGCCCAAACCAUUGGGCCACCCCGAAGGGUAUAUUGGUGGUGGUGUUAUGCAUGUGUAAUGAAAGAAAUCUGUUUUUUCGGGAAAAAUUUCUUCGAAUAACUGUCAUAUUGUAAUAUUGAAUUUUUAAGUAAGAUGGACUUAUAUAUCAAGGUAGCAAUACUGGAUAGAAGAUUCUUUUAAAAGAACGAAAAUAAAUAUACCUUUUGAAGAAGGAAUCAAAUUGUUCUUGUUCCAUCAUAUUAAUUAUAUACUAGCAUUCAAAGAUUAAACAAGCGUGUCACUAUUAACUUUGGGCACAGUCUUUCUUUUCUUUUUACUUUCGUAUCGGUGUCCACUACUUGUAUUGAAGUUUGAUUAAUUUAUAUUUGUGUCGUGUAAGACGUAUCUAAGAAUUUAAGAAUUUUUGGAUUUGCGCCGUGAAAAUCCGAUCAGGAAAAGCAUUUUUUUGCUAAUAAUUUUCUUCAUAUUCAAAACUUGAAAUUAUUGCUUGCGCUCUUAACACACUUUCAACUUUAAUCCUCUGAAACAAAUGCCACAUUUUAUAAUUUUUAAAAAAUCAUUCAUUUUCUAAUCAAUUAAUUUACUAAAAAACUGUCACAAUAAUUAGAAAAUGGUUGUGUGUGGGGGGAGGGGGUGGGGGCAGUAGUGUAAAAUGGCCUGUGCUCCUGUUGUGACAUGGUGCAGACUGCGACGACAUUCAGAACCCUACUCAAAUUGGGAUAGGCAAUCACGUAAUUCCUGAUUAAAGUCGGGUUUAUUUGGUCAAUUUACCAAGUGCUCCAGCUAUAAAGAUACCGUACACCACCCAAAACCCUCCUUCUCGAGCCCUCACUAGUCCGUCGUUUUCUUCCUCUCUCUAACUAUUAAUCCUCCCUUUUAGAGAGAGAAAGCAAAAGGCUACUCUUCAACCAUGUUAACCAUGUUGGUUUAUCAGGAUAUCCUCACCGGCCCAAUCUCAAAUCAUCUUAUAUCGUAUUCUACACACGAGCUGAAAGGUUCUCUUUUUUUGCUUCUCCCUCAAUUGACAUGGGAACACGAGAGGUAUACGAAGAAAAAUUGAAGAGAGGGAAUCUGCAUCAUGAUCCAACAAUUAAACCUGGCCUCGGCUCUGCUAGAUGUCCUCGUUGUCUUUCUCUCUUGAACUCCAAUUCAAAAAGUGGAGAAUGGGCGAUUACUCCUGUUCUACAUGAUUUCACGGCUGUGGCUGGCUCUGGAAUUGGUGGACUGCUCAGUGCAAUUCAUGGUUUCAAUACAGGAAUUCCUUUUGUCCAGAGACACGUGAAGGGUCCAAAGUGGCUUCCAUUUGUUAUAGGGCUUCCUCCACUACUCGUGUUCUCUGCAGCUAGCGCAACAUUUGGAGGAUAUGCACUUCCAAGGUUUACUCAACUUACGAUGACUUCAUAUUACACUGCUUCAAGUGCCUCACAUUACGGAAUAUCAUUGCUUACCAGACGUAUUGAGGAGGCCCAUACUUCUGGUGUUCAACCUAAAAGACUCGGCUGAUUGACUUGAGGUUGAAGGAGUGUGGGGUUGAAGAGAGACUUUUAUGGCCCGACUUGCACAACAUGUUUUGGACCAAGUAAUUUUGACGCUAAGGGCAUUAGUGAUUUGAAGUAUUAACGGAGGGAAAAUAUGCUUAAUUUUGCAUAGUAUGAGGGUAUAUUUGGACGAUUUCGGAACAAUAUAUUGUAUCUCGAGGACAAGGUUGCGUUAGCACUACGCAGAAGAUGUGUGAGCUAAUCUUGCUUAGGGCAGGUGAAGAAGGGUAUCCAAUUGAAAUCUAUGCACUUUUUUUCUUUCUAUUUUUCGGUUAGUUGUGUUUGACAUACUUAUAUCUUAUUUAUCAAAGUUAUUUUUAAUGGGUGAUUGACCA
Solanum tuberosum (potato) is the source of this 2249-nucleotide messenger RNA. RefSeq lists its product as uncharacterized. Lineage: Eukaryota; Viridiplantae; Streptophyta; Magnoliopsida; Solanales; Solanaceae. The transcript is spliced from 10 exons. Bases 1403 to 1879 code for a protein of 158 amino acids. The record is from RefSeq and is a predicted model, not a curated record.